UUGAUAGUGAAAAGUUUCGAACGCAUUGCGCUACACUCUGUGGUUGCUUAAUGGCGAAGGUUAACAUUUGUAAUGUUGAGGUUCUGGACAACCCUGCUUCAUUCUUUGAUCCAUUUAAGUUCCGUAUAACAUUUGAGUGUCAUGAACCUCUAGAUGAUGAUCUAGAAUGGAAGUUAGUGUAUGUUAGCAGUGCCUACAACCCAGCUUUAGACCAGACAUUGGAUUCCAUCUUAGUUGGUCCAAUUCCAGUUGGUCGUCAUCAAUUUUCUUUUGAGGCUAAUGCUCCUGAUCCAAAAAUAAUUCCUAAUGAAGACAUUGUUGGCGUAACAGUUGUGCUUAUACAAGCUUUGUACAGAGAUAAAGAAUUUAUACGUGUUGGUUAUUAUGUUAACAAUGAGUACAAAACAGAAGAAUUACGUCUUGAACCGCCGGCUGAACCUUUACUUAACGAACUGGAACGACAUAUAAUAGCUUCAGACCCUCGUGUUACUCGCUUUCCAAUUGACUGGGGUGAUGGUCUCUUAGAUGGGUGCCCAGAACCAGAACAGCCUACAGAAGAUAACGAAGAGUCUAAUUUACUGGGUAAUGAAGAACAAGUGGAAAAUAUUUCUCAACUGGAUCAGGAAAAUGAGGAUCAAAAUAAAUUGGAGCCAUCUAGUUUUUGUGAAGGUCAGUCUGGUGUACAGUUUAUAGAAAAUACAUCGUGUAUGCCGCUCCAUCCUGUCCAGUCAUCAAAUGUUCCUGUCGACACUUUCUGAACUCCUUGAUAAACAUUACUCUCAAGAUUGCAUUUUAUAAUAAACUUUUAUAUCAGAAUGUAUCACACGUCUAUGGUGAUAUUGCUGUUGAAUGUUCAACUUGCUAUAUUAGGUAUCGCUCUUUUUUAUGCCUACAAGAUUUAUUACGCUUUAUAUUUUUCUAACUGUACAAUUGUUCGAUGUACCUAAUAACAUUCUAAAUUUA
Messenger RNA from Schistosoma intercalatum, 963 nucleotides. The record is from the annotation of a GenBank genome assembly. NCBI's taxonomy places the organism in Eukaryota, Metazoa, Platyhelminthes, Trematoda, Strigeidida, Schistosomatidae.